Apiotrichum porosum is the source of this 1839-nucleotide messenger RNA. RefSeq lists its product as uncharacterized. The record is from RefSeq and is a predicted model, not a curated record. Lineage: Eukaryota; Fungi; Basidiomycota; Tremellomycetes; Trichosporonales; Trichosporonaceae. Bases 1 to 1839 code for a protein of 612 amino acids. The transcript is spliced from 6 exons.
AUGCCUCUGGGACUAGCAGAAUGGACGUGGGACGAGCAGAACACGAAAAACAUGGUGUUGAAGACGUCCGAUUUGCCCUACAUAGAGCAGACGACGUGCAAGCUAUGGCCAAAGCGCCUGCCGUCGCCUCCCUCCACCCCGUUCGCCUCCGGCAGCACCAAGAAGAAGACCACCCACUACGACAACUUCGUUGACGAUUUCUUAGCCGCCUUGGCUACGCCGGUCCUCGUUCCUCGCACCGGCUGCGUCGCUGCCGCGUUCCGCAACACUCUCAACAACAUGUCCGCGGUCUGCGAAUCACCGUUUUUCUUGGCCUUCUUGCCCGGCAACAAGUCCACAGUUGCUUGCGCCACUUUCACCUGGGACCCAUCCUUCUCCAGCGGCCACCCCACGUGUCCCGCCAUCUACUGCAGCACUCGUGAGGAAGCAUUCUCGCAAGCCCGCCGAUUUUGCAUCUCAUCACGUGUGGCAGGGGCUGUCUCCCUCCACGAUUUGGAGGAGCGCUGCCUCGAGGCCAUCGGCCAACAUGUGAAGACGAUUCCUGUCGACAGCGCCCUCAACGACCUCACUAUGGCAUGCAAUGGCAACCUUCGACUUGUCAUCCGCCACGACUCCAGCGAACGCCCCUUCACCUUUGAUCCUUUGACGAUGCGCCCGAUCGUUCACGAUGACCCCACUGAGCUUGUCCCCGCUCCCGAGCUUGUGUCGCUCGACCCCAAGGCCCUUGGCAAGGUGCGCCUGCUGAGGAGUGGUUUUGGCAUCGACUUCCCCGAGGUCGACAACCCUCUCCCUGUGGAGCCGUACACCGUGAGACUCGCCCUCGCCUCUCCACUCUGUGACUGUCUCCGCCGCGAUGACGGCGAGGUCGACCAAACCAGUGUCGCCAACUUCCUGGACGCCAACAAGACCCUCUUGUUGUCGCACUUCUCCAAUGCCUGGGUGCGCUUCGACCUCCCCCCCAGCAGUCCCUCCGUCCAGAUGGGCAAACCCCCAGGUUUCGCAACUGAUCAACUGAUUCCGUCCGCGACCGGGUUUCGAUCUCUUGCUCAAAUCGAGCGCGGCGAGCUUUACUGCAAGAACCGAUUCUACGACCCCAAGCGUGUUUCCUUCAUCCAGCUCCGCGGCGACAUUUGCGCCCUCAACUGCAAGCUUCCUGGCUUGUCGUGGACGACGACUCGGACCCACAGAGUCGCAUCAAGUACGGGGUCGAAAUCCACUCGGCCAAGCCCGACAAUGACGAGCAGGAGUGGCACCAACUCCAGUUCGAUGGUACUCCUGAUUCUCCGCAACGAUCACGAUGUGCUUUCACCCAAGGCGGACGGGGUCGAAACGGGUGGAGACGGAGAUGAGAAUGGAACCAAGUCUGACGGCCAGGGCGCAAGGUCCAGCCGCUCGACCAGUAUUAGUGACAUCCGCCAACAACCCUACACACCUAUGUCGAUCGGUCUUUGGAAGAAGCGCUCCCACGUCGCCAACCCUCAGCAAUCAGCGCGCUUCCUGUCGCCGAGUCCUCAUGGCGAUACGCCCCAUAGGUGCAUGGGUCAGACCGGUGAACGCACCAACGAGAUCCGCAAGAUUCCAUGCACACGAGGGGCUGGGCUGGCCAGCAGCACGUCCACGCACGGUGUACAAGUCCUCCCAGGCAAGCUCGAUUCGACGCGCCGCCGCCUUCAAGUCGUCGGACGGGUCGAGGAAGGGGGUGUAGGUGGUACGCACCUCCAACCCAGCGUAUGUACCAUGACCUCUACACUCUUUACCUUGCACCGCCGCGAACAUGAGCGUGCUUCUGGCGCCGCCGUCUCCGACACACCUCCGACACAGACCUUCCCCUUGGCAUAA